Molecule: messenger RNA, 5172 nt
Organism: Melanotaenia boesemani (Boeseman's rainbowfish)
Lineage: Eukaryota; Metazoa; Chordata; Actinopteri; Atheriniformes; Melanotaeniidae
Product: neurabin-1-like
Exons: 19
Coding region: 729-4784 (1351 amino acids)
Biological process (GO): actin filament organization; neuron projection development; calcium-mediated signaling
Cellular component (GO): cytoplasm; dendrite; actin cytoskeleton
Molecular function (GO): actin filament binding
Source: RefSeq, a predicted model, not a curated record
UUUGUGAUUGGCCAGUAUUUAUAUCAAGUAGGUCCCAGUGCCACCUGGGACAAUGGUCUCCAGUCAUAUCCAGGUCACAGCAAGCAGAACCAUUCUUCGGCUCUGAACGGAUCAGUCCAGUCCAGUGGAGUUUUAGUCCAGCCCAGUCCAUCUGCAACAGAAGCUAGCCUCAGACAAAGACAUAGGUACUGCACUGACUCAUCCACUAGCAUCACACACACACUCAGGUAGGCAGACAUAUAAAUCAGCAGGUGCUGCAUCACUGCUACAGUUUGCCUUACACACAGGUAGAUAGAGGGAGAUCUGGCUGACUGCACAAACCUGCAUCAUGCACACCGGUAAAGACUCACAUCAGGCUUGCCUCUGAACCAUAGAGAUGCUCUAUUAGGAUGAUAUUGAUAUCUGCAGGCUGUGAGACAUGAAAAGGAGCUGAAAUGUGAUGGUGAAGAGAAGAAUCUCUCAAUCUGAGGACAUCCUGAUGACAAUGAAGAUACCACACAAAGAGUUUGCCUUUUUAUGCUGUCAUCAGUCAAAUGCUGUCAACUUUUAAAACACCAGCUUUAUGAUAAAGCAUUGCUUGCCUUACUGAAACUAUUCCACUAUACCAGCAAAUCCUCAGUUUGUGACCUGCUCGGGACUAGUCCAAGUAUUUUUCUUUGUUGUAAAAAGAAAAGGGUCUUCUUUAGCCUCUUUGGUUUUUCCUCACUUCAGAGAGUCAGAAUUCCCAGAUGAUGCGGACAGACGGCAAAGGCCGAAGUGCUUCCCCUCACAGGAUAACCUACAAGUCUGACUUCCAUGCCAUCAAAUGCUCAUUUGACACUGGGGCCUGUCUACAACCAGGGACCAAAACUGCUCCUGCCACUCAGCGCUCUGCAGUGCACCCAAACAAAUUGCUGCCCUGUCUGUCAGAGCCCACGAUGUCCCACACCAGCACCAACAGCAACACAGGCAGAGGUAGGACCCAAAGCACCAGGGGGGCCAAGAUCAGAGAUAACAUUUUCCUUCAAAUGGACAGCCAGCAGUCCAGACAAGAUGGUGCUUCAGUCUUGAGUUCUUGCUCCACAACUCUCCUUCCUCUCCCACAUCCUACCUUGCAACUCCUAACUUCACCUUUCCCCCGAUCCAGGCAUUCAGUCACCUGUUCCUCAUCUGUUAAGAGCAAUCUGACCAGUGUCUCUACGCCUGAAAUGUCUCUGCAAGAUAAACCCUCCAGAGCAGAGGACAUUGACAGAGCUGCUCUAGCUCAGAAGUUUUCAGUUACCCGAAGGUUGUUUGAGACAAAGAUGAUGGAGGUUGGAGCUGCUGGGGGGGCUGGAGGACAGGUUCCAAAGCCUGUGAUUGGCAAGGGGAGCAAGGGAGCAGCAGAUGGGACAGGAGACAUAGAAAAGGAUGCAGAGACAGAGGCGAAUGGGGAAAGGAAGCACACAGAGGAGGAUUGGUUAGAUAAAGACAAAAACAUAAACCAUAUCAUAAAUACUUCCUCGCUGAAGCCUCAAACAGGCGCGUCGCUGACAAGGUGCACUAAAUCUCCUGUGCUGGAUGGCCCCGGUGAAGCAGCCAACAAAUCUCCCUCCUCUCAUGAUAAAAGCACAGCAUCACCAACAGAUGAAGACAGGGGAGAAGGAGCAGCUCUUAACCCCUGCUUAACUCCUGACACACUGAGAGCAGAACUAGUCAACAUCAAGAAUGAGUCUUCAGAAAGUGAUGAGAAUGAAGAAGAGAGGGUGUGGAGGGAAAACAAAUGCUGGGUUCAGAAUGAGAUGGAAAAGCAUAUGCAUACAGGUGUAGUAGAAAGUCAGGAGAUCUUAGUAGACGAUGUGUUUGAGGAAUCCAGCAUGGAAACAACACCAGGAUCCCUUUUUAAGCCGGAUAACAGUAUGGAGUUUAGACCAAGGGAAGAUGGGCCGAUCACUUCCCCAGAACAUAAUGUGUUAUCAGAAGACAUUCAACUGGAAAGAGUGAGCGAGGAUGGUGGGGAACGCAGAAGAAACAAGUAUCAGCAGGUGAAUGAACAAUGGGUGGGCAAAAGGGAGGAGCAGCACAGACCGUUCACAGCACAGACAGAGAAGAAGUCAACAGAAGAAAAAGAUGACUGGGAGAAAAAGACAGAUGCUGGAUUAGGAGAAAGUGUUGGAGGGGCAGAGAGGGCCACAAUGCCGGGAAAGGGUAAAGGUGAAGAGGAAUUUAGACAAAAUCAAUGGAAAAUAAGAAAAGAUGAGAAAAACACGGGAGAAGGAGCAUCUGAGCUGAAAGAAGAGUUUGUUACUGAGGAGAAACUGAGAAAUGUGGCAAGCAGAGGAGGUUGUGAUGGGAAGAGUGACAUAGGAGGCAAAGAGGAGGAAAUGGGAGCUACAGUAAUCUGUGGGAUUGAGAACAAGGCUUUUGUAUAUGAUCAGGACUCUCAGUCAAAUCCAGAUCUUUCAGCAUCACUUAAACAGGAGCAGGGACACUCUGUAGAUAAAGCGAGGCAGCUGGUAUAUGAGGAGAUUCCUGGUGUGCCUGAACUGGACGAUCAGGAGGAUGAAAAUGCCACUGAGACGUCAAACAGGAAGGUCAGCUUCUCCGCUGCACCGAUUAAGGUGUACAACACGUAUUCUAACACAGAGUAUGACAGACACAACGAGGACAUCGAUCCGGUGUCUGCUUCAGCUGAGUUUGAGCUGGAAAAGCGAGUGGACAGAAUGGAUGUUUUUCCAGUGGAAAUAGAAAAAGGUCAAGAUGGACUGGGCAUCAGUAUUAUAGGAAUGGGUGUCGGAGCUGACCAGGGACUGGAAAAACUGGGAAUCUUUGUCAAGACAAUUACUGAAGGAGGAGCAACACAGAGGGAUGGACGGAUUCAGGUGAACGACCAGAUAGUGGAGGUGGAUGGUGUGAGUUUGGUUGGAGUGUCCCAGCUAUUUGCAGCCACAGUCCUCAAGAACACAUCAGGCCUGGUCAAGUUUUUGAUUGGUCGAGAGAAAGAGGGGGUGGAAAGUGAGGUGGCACGGUUGAUCAAUGAGAGCCUGGAAAUGGAUAAAACAAAAACCAUAAAGAGAGGAAGCAGAAGCAGUGGGGAUGAGGACAAUGACAACAUAUCAGAGAAGGACACAGCCAGUGAAGAAGAAAAAGAGGAGGAAAUUGAAGAGGAUGUAUCAGUUUUGUCCGGUCUGGACAACUACCAGCUCUGUCUUAAAUACCAGCAGCUUCAGUCAAAACUACGAAGCAGAACAGCCCAACUUCAUCGUGCUAGAGAAAAGUUGAAGGCAUGGGAUGAGCAGCAGACCUGUUGGGAGAGCCAGAAGGCCGAAUUGGAGCAAAGAGCAGAGGAUGCAGAGGAGAAAGCUGACAAACUAGAGAAAUAUUGGCAAGAGGCUCAGACACUGUGCAGAGUUGUGAGCCAGCGACUAGCUGAUGCCCAGAGCCAAACAGAAAGUCUGGAGAUCAAAUACAGUAAAGCCAAGAGACUGGUCAGAGAAUACCAGAGCAGAGAGGAGGAGAGGGAGAAAAGAGAAGCAGAUUUGAGGAGAGAAAUAGAAGAUGGAGAGAGGCAACACAGAGAAACCAUUGAAAGGCUGGAGAUCCAGAUGACACAGCUCAGGCGAAAGGAGCCUGAUCCUGGGAGAGAGAACAACGCUGUGAACUCUGUAGUCACAGAAGCAAUGUUUGUGUCAGACUGGUAUUUUCCAGUUCCUGAUACAGGACGUCUAGACUCCAGCGCUCAGUUAGCCAGAGCUCAGCUAGCCCAGAAGUCAAAGCGCCAUCCGCCUUCACGAGACAAACUCAGAGAGAGCUUCAGAAAGCAGCAGGAGGAAGUGGUCAUGAAACCGCAGGAGAGCCGAUCGCUACCUGCUUUCACAGCGGUCCAAAACAGCAGAAGCGAACUGUCCAGUACUACUUCAGUCUCACCCUUCAGUCCUCAGCCUCCCACCAGCUCCCACUUGACCCCACCCAUCUACAUCACUGACACUGUCGUGUCUUCGCCCUCCAAAUCUGCAGCAUCCAGAAAAUCCAGGCGGAAAUUUCCUGACUUCAGUGGCCUUCGCAAGUCCCUCAGCAAGAGAAAAAGUGAAAAACACAGCAGACGGUCCAUGAACAGUGGGGGAUCAUGUGGUGACCUGGUAGAUGAACCUGUCAGUCAAGUGUCUCCGUCAGGCUCAGUCACUUCAAUGCCUUCCUGUCUGCCCUUCCCCUGGUUUGGAGAGAGGGGUAGAGAAAAAGAAGGGGAGAGUAACAGGGAGAGGUUACGGUCUGUGUCCAGCAGCAGCUUGCCUUACCUGACUACAACAGGUAAAAGAGAUCAGAGUAUUGGCUCUCCAGUGGGCAGCUCCAGCAUGGUGGGACACGUUUCUGAUCACUCACUUUCUGGACACUCUCACACUUAUACCUUUUCCUCCACUGAGACUUUGGACGACUAUCCAAUUCCCAACAAUAACAACAACCAGUGGCAAAGCCGACCAAUGUCAGAGUGGAACAAUCAGCAGGUGUGUCUGUGGUUAAUCGCCAUGAACAUGGAUCAGUACACAUCAGAGUUUGCUGCCAAAGGAGUAAAUGGGACACAGCUGCUAAACAUGGACAGUCAGAAACUCAAGGCUCUUGGUGUGUCCAGUCAAAGUGACCGGUCUGCCCUCAAGAAGAAGCUGAAAGACAUAAGAAAGAGAGAGGAGAAGGAACAAAAGAAGGAAGACAAGAAGCUAAAUGUGGAAAAGGAUGGUGAAGGCAAAGAGACAGAGAGGAUGAGGGAGGAAAAGCCUUUAAAAGACACCAAAAGCAGUGGCAAAACCAUACGGACUGAGUCGCUCUUAUAAUGGGGACAGGUGAAUUUGGAGAUGUACCACCAGCGCGAGGACGUUUGCAGUUUUGCACAGGCAGAGCUAAACUCAAACCUAAUUCUACUGAGCUAAUAGAAAUGGCUAAAUCAACUCCACACAUUCCAUGUCUCAUUUUAAUAGUUAAGAUUCAGAGUUUUGUUUGGGAUUAAAUGGAUCAAACCCAAGCACCAAAGUUCAAAUUCACAGCAGAUAUGUGUAUUUCUAUGAGAGGUGUGUGUGAGAAUGAACCUGUCUUAAUGUAAUGUUUUUAAUUGUGAACCCUAAAUUAUUCCUAGAAUGAUUUUUUUAAUGUGUGCUGAUAUUUGCACUCAGGUAUUUGCUGUAAAUGCUUUUUUUAUGUGUUAAUAAAUUAUGCUCAAAACUU